AUGGGAACUUCGAGUGCAAAUGACAUGGACGUGGUCGUGGACGUGGACGUGGACGUGGACAUGGACAUGGACAUGGACGUGGACAUGGACGUGGACAUGGACGUGGACGUGGACAUGGACGUGGACAUGGACGUAGACAUGGACGUAGACGUGGACGUGGACGUGGACGUGGACGUGGUCGUGGACGUGGUCGUGGACGUGGACGCGGACGUGGUCGUGGACGUGGACGUGGACGUGGACGGGGACGCGGACGUGGACGCGGACGUGGACGCGGACGUGGACGUGGACGGGGACGUGGACGUGGACGUGGAGUGGACGUGGAUGGACGUGGACAUGGAUGUGGACGUGGACGUGGACGUGGACCUGGACGUGGACGUAGACGUAGACGUGGACGUGGACGUGGACAUGGACGUCGACGUGGACGUGGACGCGGACGUGGAGGACGUGGACGUGGACGUGGACGUGGACGUGGACGUGGAGAACUUGGACGUGGACGUGGACGUGGACGUGGACGUGGAGGUGGACGUGGAGGUGGACGUGGACGUGGACGUGGACGUGGACGUGGACGUGGAGAACUUGGACGUGGACAUGGACGUGAACGUGGACAUGGACGUGGACAUGGACGUGGACGUGGACGUGGACGUGGACGUGGACAUGGACGUGGACGUGGACGACGUGGACGUGGACGUGGACGUGGACGUGGACGUGGAGAACUUGGACGUGGACGUGGACGUGGACGUGGACUUGGACGUGGACGUGGACGCGGACGUGGAGGACGUGGACGUGGACGUGGACGUGGACGUGGACGUGGAGAACUUGGACGUGGACGUGGACGUGGACGUGGACGUGGACGUGGACGUGGACGUGGAGGACUUGGACGUGGAUAUGGACGACGUGGACGUGGACGUGGACGUGGAGGACGUGGACGUGGACGUGGACGUGGAGGACGUAGACGUGGACGUGGACGUGGAGAACGUGGACGUGGACGUGGACGUGAACGUGGACGUAGACGUGGACGUGGAGGACGUGGACGUGGACAUGGACGUGGACGUGGACGUGGACGUGGACGUGGACGUGGACGUGGACAUGGACCUGGACAUGGACGUGGACGUGGACGUGGACGUGGACGACGUGGACAUGGACGUGGACGUGGACGUGGACAUGGACUUAGACGUGGACAUGGACGUGGACGUGGACAUGGACGUGGACGUGGACGUGGACGUGGACGUGGACAUGGAGGACUUGGACGUGGAGAUGGACGUUGACGUGGACGUGGACGUGGACGUGGACAUGGACGUGGACGUGGACAUGGACGUGGACGUGGACGUGGACAUGGACGUGGACAUGUACGUGGACGUCGACGUGGAAGUGGACGUGGACGUGGACAUGGACGUGGACAUGUACGUGGACGUCGACGUGGAAGUGGACGUGGACGUGGAUAUGGAAGUGGACAUGGACGUGGAAGUGGACGUCGACGUGGAAGUGGAAGUGGACGUGGACAUGGACGUGGACAUGGACGUGGACGUGGAUGUGGACGAAGACAUGGUCGUGGAUGUGGACGUGGACGUGGACGUGGACAUGGACUUAGACGUGGACGUGGACGUGGACGUGGACGUGGACAUGGACUUAGACGUGGACGUGGACGUGGACGUGGACGUGGUCGUGGACGUGGACGUGGUCGUGGACAUGGACGUGGACGUGGACAUGGACGUGGACGUGGACGUGGACGUAGACAUGGACGUGGACCUGGACGUGGACGAGGACGUGGACGUGGACAUGGACGUGGACGUGGACGUAGACAGGGACAUGGACUUGGACGUGGACGUGGACAUGGACGUGGACGUGGACAUGGACAUGGACAUGGACGUGGACGUGAACGUGGACGUGGACAUAGACGUGGACGUGGACGUGGACAUGGACAUGGACACGUCCACGUCCAUGUCCACCUCCACGUCCAUGUCCACGUCCACGUCCAUGUCCACGUCCAUGUCCAUGUCCAUGUCCACGUCCACGUCCACGUCCACGUCCAUGUCAUUUGCACUCUAA
This is a messenger RNA of Closterium sp. NIES-65, 2046 nucleotides long. The record is from the annotation of a GenBank genome assembly. Lineage: Eukaryota; Viridiplantae; Streptophyta; Zygnematophyceae; Desmidiales; Closteriaceae.